GAAAAGAUAGCCCAUUUUUGUAACAAUUUCGUAAACAAUGUAAAGUGUCCACAUACGUGGCCAAGAGCGUGAAGAGGUUAAAGUGUGUUAACAAACGACAAUGGAAGUGUUUGAUCCGGUGAAGGUGCUCCUGAUCGUAACAUUGCUGCGUCCAUGGGUCGACGACGUGUUUUCAAUGGUGGCUGACCAGCAGGAUCGAGCAAGGAACGUUUCUGAGAGAUUCACAUCUACCACUACCUUGACAGUAAACAUUAGGGACGAUGAUGACCAAGAUCCUUCCUUCAUCUACCAAGGUUGUAUGCUGUUGGAUGGCGCUUGUAUUAAUCCUGAAUACUCAGCAUCGGUAUCGAGCGGAGUGUUAUCCGGGAUACUCAAUAUAUCGCCGGAGAAAAUACAGGCCGUCGAUAUGGACAGCAUAAACGCGCCUAUAUAUUACUCGUUCCUCAGUGGCAGCCCAUCGAAUUAUCGAGACUUUUUCGAAAUAAAUCCAAACACUGGCGCCGUGAAGCAAAUCAAGGCGGUUGACACGACGGUCACGAAGAAGUUCGAUAUCAUUAUUAAGGCCGUCGAGGUGUCCGAAGCGAAACGAUCAGCCACAGCCAAACUGACCAUCACGGUAAAGCCGGUGGACAGUAAUCCUCCAAUUAUAACAGCAUCAAACGUGGAAGGUUUCGUCGACGAGAACGCUCCGAUCGGUACGAAGGUUAUCGACAAAAAUGGCGACCCUAUAGUCCUCACUGUCUCGGACGCCGAUUUGGGACCAGAAGAUCCAAAACCAACGUACACGUUCGAGCUAACAACCAAUUUCUUCGCGAUCGAUCCCACCGGUAUUUUAAUCGUAAACGAAGAGAAUCUGGACCGGGAUCCUCCGAGUCCUGGCCGUUUCCGGUUUCAAGUGGUGGCCAGGGAAAAAACGGGUGUCGCCGCUUCCGCGCCAUUAUCCUUCGUUGUGACACUGAACGACGUUAACGACAAUGCCCCUAUGCUUCCCAUGAUAACUCCUAUCACCGUUCAAGCCGGCGAAACAAAGAGAGUGGUGACAAAGGUGGAGGCGACCGACAACGACGAGGGAGAGAACGCCGAGAUAACGUACAGCAUUUAUCACGUGUCGAACAACGGAUUGCAUAAAUUUAAAAUCGACCCGAAAACCGGUGUCAUCGAGUCCGUAAGGAAGUUAAACGCCGGAGAACAGUUUAGUAUCACGGUUCAAGCGACGGACAAGGGUGGAAAAUAUUCGCAGACGAUCGUCGAGGUGAACGUUAUUCCAGGACCUAAUACAAGAAGCCCCGUCUUCCAGCAACCGGUGUACGAAGUGCAGGUCAGCGAGGGUGCCUCGAUUAAUUCCACCGUCGCUACAAUUACUGCAAUCGACCCCGAAAAUGAUCCAGUGUCCUACUCAAUCAUUUCUGGCAACGAUCUACGCCAAUUCGCAAUCGGUGAUAAAUCAGGUAUAAUCACUGUUAUAAGGAAACUGGACCGAGAAGAUUUAACCCGUUAUCAGCUGCUGAUAAAAGCCGAAGAUUCAGGUGGUCUCUCCAGCACGGCGACAGUAAAUAUCAAAGUGACUGACAUUAAUGACAAGAAUCCAGAAUUUGUGGAUUUGCCGUACGAAUUUACUGUAAAAGAGGGAGAGGCUCGGAAAUUGAUCGGUCGCGUCCAUGCUGAGGAUGCCGAUGAAGGAAUUAACGCAGAAAUCACAUAUUUCGCACCCGAUGAUAUACCCUUCACUGUGGACCCUGAAACUGGAGAUGUACUCACGAAGAUCGUCUUGGAUUACGAACAGAAUGAUGAAUACAAGUUUGUGGUAACUGCAAGAGAUGGUGCUCCAGAUUAUCGCUUAGCUACAGCUACCGUCACCGUGAAAGUUAUAGAUGUUGAAGACGAAGUUCCCGUUUUUCAUCAAAGCAGCUACGAAGCGCGAGUUAAGGAGAAUGUGCCGGAUUACACGGUUCUUCAAGUCACGGCUGAUGAUCCGGAUACAAAGAAGCAAAUCACAUACAUGAUCAAACAAGGGGACACCGAGCUAUUCAGCAUUGAUCCGAAGACUGGAGUGAUUAAAACUAUUCGUGGUUUGGAUUAUGAGAGGGAGAACCAACAUAUUCUUAUUAUUGGGACCGUUGAGAAUACUAGUGAUUUACCUGGUUCUACUACCAAGGUCGUAGUCAACGUUCAGGAUGUGAAUGAUAUUCCGCCAGUAUUCACAUCGGUUCCUCGUCCCAUUACCUUGGACGAUGACAUUCCCAUCAGUACGACAAUCAUCAAUCUUAGAGCAACAGACUCCGAUGGCACUGCUCCCGGAAAUCAGGUGAGAUACGAAAUCGUCGGUCGUGGAAUAGCGAACAAGUAUUUCGUGAUUGACCCAGAUACCGGUGUGCUUCGAAUUAAGGACGACUUGCGAAAGGAAACUGAUACCGAGUAUCAGGUCGACGUCCGUGCAUAUGACAUGGGCGAACCCCAACUGUCUUCACUCACGACAGUACCGAUCUACGUCCGCCAUGUUGCCACGGUGCCACCGGAAAUCGGCUUAGGCUUCGCAGAAAACUCGUACAACGUCGAUGUGCCCGAGGACGCAGGCGAUAACACGCUGAUCAAGAUAAUUACGGUCAUUAAUAGUCACGCACACGAUACCACGCCGUUAAAGUGCGAGAUUUACAGCGGCAAUGAGGACGAUUUAUUCGAAGCCAAUGUCACUGAAGAACGAAACUGCGCUUUGAGGCUGAAGAAAGGUGCCUUAGACUUUGAAACGACGGAGUCUUAUCAAGUGAAGAUCAAAUUGGAAUCUUUAUCUGGGCUUCUGAACUCUGGCAGGAAUACAACCAUGGUGAAGAUUCAGGUGCUCGACGUGAACGACAACAAGCCAGAGUUCAUCUUCCCCGAGAGUAACCAAAAACUGUCCCGAGGUCGUUAUUUCGCGGCGAUACCCCGAACAGCUCAAUUUACAUCAACGGUGAUCCAGGUAAAGGCCCACGACAAGGACAACGGAAAGUACGGGAAACUCGAGUACAAGAUCCUCGGUGGAAGAGGUUCAGAUUACUUCGCCAUGGACAGCUCCUCCGGCAUAAUUAGAACCACGGCGACGUUCGACAACGUGGAUCCUGCGGAACUUCCGUUCAAGUUCGACGUCCGCGUUCGUGACAAUCCUAAUUCGACCGACAACUUCAACUCGAUCGUGGCUCCGGUCAUAGUUAAUUUGAUCGGAGAAGAGAAUCUGAUGAUCCUGGUGGUUCAGGACGCGGCUCCAGAUGUUCUACAGAAGGAGGGACCCAAGAUCGCUAAUAUAAUCGAGGAGAAGAGCGGUCUAUUGAUCGGUAUUGAUAGAAUCGCUGUUAGGAAAAAUCUGACGAAAAAUGGCACUGUGGAGAUGUAUCCUCAGGACUCGGAUGUAUGGUUCUAUGCUGUGGAUCCUGAUACAGAAGCUAUUCUCGAUAGGAACAGCUCCAGAAUACAAAGAUCGAUCACGGAGAAACCAGCAAUGUCGAAUAUCACUUUCGAUGUGUCUACACUUGUUCGAGCGAACGCGAUCGACAUCCAUGCACCUGUGAUGCCAGCUGAACCAGUUCGCACGCAGACCGCCAUUGCGUUCAGCGGAGAAGUGUUCCCCUAUGCUUUGAUUAUUAUUGCCUGCGUCAUACUGAUCCUAGGGAUUGCUGGGAUUAUCUACAUUUGUGUAUCUUGGUCCAGAUACAAGGCGUACAAGGAACGAAUGCAGCGUAUGUACGUGGUGCCACGAUAUGAUCCCGUGUAUGUGGAACCUAAUUUGAAGCCUAAUUUGAAAGAGUAUGAGACGCAGGUGCUUCAAAUGAGCGUGCCCGUUGAUGACAAUGACAGCUACAACGAUCUUCAGCUUGAUUUCAGCAACAAAAAUCAUGCGUUCAGUCUGGACAAUGUCAGCUAUAUUACCAAAGAAAAUGGAGAAAGUACAGGUAAUUCAGAUUAUUUAUGUUUAUGUUUUGGAAGAAUUAGAACCAUAUUAUCGCAUUAUAGCAGGUGUAAUAGUAAAAGUUGCAUAGUUUGUUAUGAAGUAAUGUGAUAUGUUGUCAACAUGUGGAUAUGAGUAAAAGAAAAUGGAUUUAGGCAUGAUAGAGUAGGAUAAAAUAUAUCACACG
Megachile rotundata (alfalfa leafcutting bee) is the source of this 4106-nucleotide messenger RNA. RefSeq names its product cadherin 99C (gene Cad99C). Gene Ontology annotation, biological process: homophilic cell-cell adhesion. Gene Ontology annotation, molecular function: calcium ion binding. The record is from RefSeq and is a predicted model, not a curated record. NCBI's taxonomy places the organism in Eukaryota, Metazoa, Arthropoda, Insecta, Hymenoptera, Megachilidae. Gene Ontology annotation, cellular component: plasma membrane.